Molecule: messenger RNA, 2603 nt
Organism: Brachypodium distachyon (stiff brome)
Lineage: Eukaryota; Viridiplantae; Streptophyta; Magnoliopsida; Poales; Poaceae
Product: UDP-glycosyltransferase 83A1
Exons: 2
Coding region: 1120-2484 (454 amino acids)
Molecular function (GO): UDP-glycosyltransferase activity
Source: RefSeq, a predicted model, not a curated record
GCGAUAUUUGAUUGGUGAAUGUCUUGUUCGCUAGCAAGUCGGUCACUCAUACAUGAUGUUAAUUUGUAGCCAAAAUUAAAACUUCUAGUCACGUAUAGCCCAUUUUUUAGGCAAUAAUUAGCACAGCGGCAUGUGCAAGUGCGCCUGCAAAAGACAGGUAAAAAAAUAUUUCAACUCGUUGAGCGAUCUUACUCCUAUGCUAAGAGAGUCACCGAGUGGAACAAGUAGCCGAGAGUUUCCCCUCUGCUAUUUGUAGAUCCUGGUCGUCAAUUGACUCCGGACCGGAUAUGUCUUACUGGAUUUUGAGGCUAAAGCUCAAAGGAGCUCUAUGCUCAACCCUUGAUCUCAAACUGAAUGGGUCUUUGUGAGUGUUGAGAUUAGAACUUAAAGCGGUCUAGGAUAUAUAUCCUCUUGAAUUAUUAAAGGCGAGAUGUACUCUUUGGUAGAAGGACAACAUGUUAAGAUGCCAGAGAUUACCAAGAGAUUGUUCCUUUUCUUUUCUUUUUUGUCGCGUUCUUUUAUUUGGCCAUUUUCUUGACUUGACUUGUUUAGGUGGCUUGACCAACGACACUUUGAUCGGUUAAAUACUUUUGUUGAUUUGAUUUUUGGUCACGUAAGAUUUAUAGCAUAUCCAUAAACAACUUGUAGACAUAUAUGCGUCAUUUUCUGCCUAUGGUCCAACGGCGCGCGGUGGUCCAGCUGCGGGCGCAGCAACACGCGACACAGUGACCUGUUACGCGGUGUAUCCAUUUCACGCCUCGCGAUACCUUACAAUAUUGCAGGGAAGUACAGAUCUCUCACGUGACAUUUCCGCAUACUUUGGCAAUUUUGCUUGCCCAACACGGUAGAGUCAAGAAAAGGGUCCACAUUUUCGGAUAAUUUUAUCCAUAGGGCCAACCGAACCAUGCUCAAGAUAACAUUUCCUUUGAGAAAGAUAACCAUACGGUCAACAGACACGAAAUCUGCCGAUGCAGUCCCUGAUGCAACAUCCCCUUAUAUACACGUGUGAUCGAUGGGCCUAUCAGGCAAAAAUCUCUAUCGAACAGCGAAGUGCCAAACUCUGUUCUCACAGCUUCCUUCCAUCUGGCCAUACACACCACUCUUAAUAACACAAGCUCCAUGGCCGCUGCCACAACCCAGCCUCGUGUCAUGGUGCUGCCAUUCCCAGCACAGGGCCAUGUCAUCCCGCUGAUGAAGCUCUCCCAGAAGCUCGUCGAGCACGGCCUGGAGGUUGACUUCGUGAACACGGAGUUCAACCACGGCCGCGUCCUGGAGGCCUUGGCGGAGGAGGAAGGAGCAGAAGCAAUUCCCCGUGGAAUCCACAUGUUAUCGGUUCCAGACGGCCUGGGCCCUGCCGACGACCGCGCGGACAUCGGCAAGUUCGUCAAGGACCUGCCGGCCGCCAUGUCCGCCCCCCUCCAGGAGCUGAUCAGGUCAAGGGAGACCAAGUGGGUGAUCGCGGACGUGUCCAUGAGCUGGGCGCUGGAGCUGGCCAGCGCGGCGGGCGCCUGUGUUGCGUCCUUCUCGACUUACUCUGCCGCCGUCUUCGCGCUCCGGUUGAGCGUCCCAAAGCUGAUAGCGGAUGGCGUCAUUGAUGGAAGUGGGAUUGUGAAGAGGCACAGGAUCCAGCAGGUGCCGCCCCUGGACGCGGCGGAGAUCCCCUGGGUCAGCCUGGGCAGCACCCCGGAACGGCGCAGGAUCAACGUCCAGAACGUGCUCCGGACCAACCAAUGGAUACCACUCGCCGAGACGGUCAUCUGCAACACCUCCAUGGAGAUGGAGCCCGACGCGCUGUCUCUUCUCCCCAACACGCUGCCGCUGGGCCCGCUGGUAGCACGGAAGUCGAGGCUGGCCGGGAGCUUCCUGCCGGAAGACGAGACGUGCCUCGCCUGGCUGGACGCGCAGGCGCCCGGCUCCGUCGUCUACGUGGCCUUCGGGAGCACGGGCGUCCUGGGCGCGGCGCAGCUCCAGGAGCUCGCCGACGGGCUCGCGAUCGCCGGCCGGCCGUUCCUGUGGGUGGUCCGGCGGCCCGCCGGAGCCGGAGAAGAAGAUGAAGAAUGGCUCGACGCGUUCAGGCGCCGCGCUGAUGGCGCCUUGGGGAUGGUGGUCGGCUGGGCUCCCCAGCAGCGCGUGCUCGCGCACCCGGCGGUCGCCUGCUUCGUGUCGCACUGCGGGUGGAACUCCACCGUGGAAGGCGUGCUCCAUGGGGUGCCGUUGCUGUGCUGGCCGUAUUUUGCCGACCAGUUCUGCAACCAGAGCUACGUCUGCAACGUGUGGGGGACGGGCGUCAAGUUGUGCCGGGAUGAGGGGCGAGGGGUCGUGGCCAAGGAGGAGAUCCGGCACAAGGUGGCGCGGCUGCUCGGAGACGGGGUGGUCAAGGCGAGGGCGGCGAUGUGGAAGAAGGCGGCGUCUGAUAGUAUCCGGGAGGGAGGGUCCUCGCACGGGAACUUGCUCAAGCUUGUGGAAUUAUUAAGAGAGCAGUGAUGUUUUGUUUUGCUAUAUUUCUAGUGCGACCCAGAAAAAGAAAAUUCUAAGUCGACAUUAUAAUAAUCAUGUGAUCCAGAUCGUAUAAUAUAUGAGGAGACAUUGGAGUUUAGAAGUCA